UGGCUGUUGGGACGUGAUCAGUAUCACUCUCACCUGCUCCUUUUAGAUCUGACUGAGGCGCUCUAUUAGUAUUUGUUGUUGUUUCCUCUUCUUCUUCUUCUUCUUCUUCUUCUUCUUCUUUAUGUUUUUUUGUCUCAAGGAUGAAUGCCAAAACCCCCAGACUUCUUAAGUAUCCCUUCCAUGAACAUGCCCUGGUCCUGAAAGAGCUGAGCAAAAAUUUCAGCUGGGAGUGCCACUUCUGUAGUUUAUCCUCGAAAGGCGGUCUGGCCUACGGUUGCAUAGAGUACUGUGAGUUCUUCCUCCACAAAUCAUGCACCGAACUGCCCCCCGAGAUUCAACAUCCCUCUCAUCCACAGCACCCGCUUGUAUUGUCCGUAUCAAAACCGACGCGUCGCUGUUAUGGGUGUCCUUACCCGCUACGUUGUCUGUUCAUCUAUCAAUGUCGUGACUGUCAAAUAGGCUUACAUGUGGGAUGUGCAGCUGCAACUCUCCCUCCUCCUGAAGAAGAAGAAGAAGAGCAUAAGGAUGAGCAAAAGCACGAGGACAGGGACCACCACGAGGAGGACAUGAUUGAGCACUUCGCUCAUGACCAUCCUCUUUCAUCCUUCCACGUGGAUGCGCCAAAUUAUAUCGAAUGCAAGGUAUGCGGAAAGGGUAUCUCCGGUCGCGUCUAUGGUUGCCGUGCCUGCAUAUUCGUGCUGCACGAAUCUUGCGCUCUGGGACCCCGAGAGAUAAUGAAUCAUCCUUUCCAUCCACAGCACCGGCUUGCUGGCGGGUGUCUCGAGGAUUCAGUUAGAUGCGACGUCUGCAACCGUUACUGUAGCUUUGCAUACAGCUGCAAUGAAUGUCAUAUCAAUCUCGAUGCCAAAUGUGCUGUUUCCAUUGUGCAUCCUCCUCCUCGAGAUCAUGAUCAGAGUCGUAGCACAGACGAUAUGCGAGAUCAGAUCAAUGAUCUUUCCCACCCCCGCCAACUGACAUCUCUUCAUGCAAAAAUGGAGCUUGAAGCCACCUGCAACCUCUGCAGGAAGAAGAUAUCGGGUGAUUUUUACUGUUCGCCUGGCUGCCCUGUCCUGCUCCACCAAUCGUGCGGCGGCUUGCCCCAAAAGAUAGUGCACCCUCUUCAUCCAGACCACCCUCUCAUUUGCCAAACAGAUCUUGAUCGUAAUUGCUCUUUCUGUUCUGGUUAUGCGGAGGCCUUUGUAUUCAAGUGUGAAGAGUGUCACUUUUCCCUUCAUGCGGGAUGUGCUCUCCAAUCUGUCUCUGCUACGAAAGAGGAAUUAACUCUUAACAGUGAGCUUCUCCAUGAACACCCCAUGAGACUUCAGUUUCUAACUAAGGGACAUCGUUAUAAUUCAGGCAGUAUUGUCUGCUGCGAGUGCCCUGCUGAAGGUCUGGUUUACGUCUGUACAAAUUAUUGCAGCACGAUGAUCCAUAAAACAUGUGCUGAGCUACCACGUGAAUUAGAACACCCUAUUCACCCACAGCAUCCUCUCCUUCUUUCUUUUGAGCCACUCGACAAAUCCAAUCCUUGCUCUGCAUGUCUGGAAAGCUCUCGAGGAUUCACCUAUUACUGUGAUUAUUGUAAGAUCCAGUUCCACGCGCAUUGUGUUAUGAGGAGGCCGACUCUAAAACAUCCGCGUCACGAGCAUAGCCUAUCCUAUUUCAAAGAGAUAGGCCGCGAUCUCUACGGGGCACAAUGCAAUGUUUGUUACGAUGAGUGCAGGAUUGACUUCUACCGCUGUGUACCCUGCAACUAUAAUCUUCACUUCAGUUGCCUGCCUCUGCCCCCUUUGGUCAAACACGAAUUCCACUUCCAUCAGCUGGUGCUAUGUGAUAGAGUUGUUGACGACUUUUAUGAUUAUGAGGAGCAGUACUGCGAUGUGUGUGAGACACUCAGGCACCCAGAACAGGGUAUUUAUUAUUGCGAGGAGUGUAAUUAUGAUGCCCAUAUCGAUUGCGUCAUCCCCAAGGCAAAUCUCGAGAAAAGGAGACAAAUGGAGGACAUUAAGCUCAAGCAACUGGAUGAACAAAUUGCCAGUAAAGAAGCGGGAGCAGAGACAUUGAAGACAAAAAUGGAAUUGGCAAAGAAAGAAUGGGAAAUGUCAAAGGAAAAAUGGGAAAUAGCAAUGAAAGAUCUGGAGGAGCUUAAGAAAAAGAGACGAGAGAUACCGAGCUCUUGAGCGCAACAGCAAGAAGAGUCGGAGUCGGACAGGCCAUGACCUUGGAGUUUCGUAAUGCUCUCUCUUGGCAUAUCGUUCAUAAUAAUAGGGAUCUCAUGCAUCCAAUUAGUCAAAAUAGAUUUUAUUCAUUAUGUGCGUUUGUAAGCAGAGAUCUUAUUCUGCGCUUGUCAUUCUGAUUAUGAUCUAAAAUUACUUCUUAAGGACCAGAUCACUGAUUAUUGCAAGUGUUUAAAAGUAUUUCUGAAAAGCCAAAUUGCGUGA
Molecule: messenger RNA, 2441 nt
Organism: Punica granatum (pomegranate)
Lineage: Eukaryota; Viridiplantae; Streptophyta; Magnoliopsida; Myrtales; Lythraceae
Source: RefSeq, a predicted model, not a curated record